Ylistrum balloti is the source of this 1878-nucleotide messenger RNA. RefSeq names its product major facilitator superfamily domain-containing protein 1-like. Gene Ontology annotation, molecular function: transmembrane transporter activity. NCBI's taxonomy places the organism in Eukaryota, Metazoa, Mollusca, Bivalvia, Pectinida, Pectinidae. The record is from RefSeq and is a predicted model, not a curated record. Gene Ontology annotation, biological process: transmembrane transport. The transcript is spliced from 13 exons. Gene Ontology annotation, cellular component: lysosome. Bases 1 to 1407 code for a protein of 468 amino acids.
AUGUCAGACGCUGAGAAAACUCCACUCCUCCGCUCUAAAACGGACGAUGAAGAAGAGGACGAAGAAUUGACGGGAUGUGGAGCGACUCUGGCCUGUAAUCCCCGCCGAUUUCUGCACAGAUACCUCAUUUUGAUUAUCAUGUGUUUUCUCAGUUUUGGAAGCUACUUCUGUUAUGACAACCCAGCUGCCCUUCAAGACACCAUGAUAAAGGACCUUAACCUGUCCGAGAGCUCCUUUAUGGGGUUUUACUCUUGGUAUUCCUGGCCUAAUGUUAUCCUGUGUUUCUUUGGCGGUUUCCUCAUUGAUAAGGUGUUCGGUGUACGACUUGGAGCCAUCAUUUUCAGUUUGUUUGUCACUGGAGGACAGGUUUUGUUUGCCCUAGGUGCAUUUGUCAAUAAGGUCUGGUUGAUGGAUUUAGCAAGAUUUAUAUUUGGGAUAGGUGGAGAAUCCUUGGCUGUAGCACAGAACACCUACGCCGUCAAAUGGUUUCAAGGGAGGGAACUCAACAUGGUGUUUGGUCUUCAGCUCAGCUUUUCUCGUGUGGGCAGUACCGUGAACAUGAAUGUCAUGCAGCCCCUGUACCAGCUGAUCGCAGACCAUGGAAUGACAGGAUAUAAGUGUCUUGGCAUCACGUUAUUUAUCGGCGGUAUUAUCUGUAUCCUGUCACUCCUCUGUGCCUUCGCUCUUGGCUUCUUCGACAAGAGAACCGACAGAAUCCUUCACAGGAAAGCCACUGCGUCAGAUGAGGUGAUCAGGAUUACAGAUGUUAAAGAUUUUCCACUUGCCUUCUGGUUAAUGUGUGUGAUCUGUGUUGCCUAUUAUGUUGCUGUAUUCCCCUUCAUUGGCCUUGGUCUAGUUUUCUUUGAAAUGAAAUGGAACCUAAGUCCCAGUGCUGCAAAUACUGUGAACAGCCUUGUGUACAUCAUAUCAGCAGUUGCCUCCCCUUUGUUUGGUUUCCUGAUUGACAGAAGUGGAAAGAAUGUAUUCUGGAUAAUUUUGGGUACCGUAGCAACAAUAGGAUGUCAUGCCCUAUUAGCUUUCACCUUCCUCAACCCCUUCGUUGCCAUGAUUUGCAUGGGUUUAGCUUACUCUAUAUUAGCCAGUGCACUCUGGCCCCUUGUUGCUCAAGUCAUCCAAGAAUCACAACUUGGCACUGCAUACGGAAUUAUGCAGGCUAUUCAGAACCUCGGACUGGCUGUAAUAUCCAUCGCUGCAGGCUCUAUAGUCGAUUCUAGUGGCUAUCUUAUACUGGAGGUCUUCUUCCUUGUUUGGCUGUGUAUCGCCCUUGUUGCUGCAGUUUUAUUGUAUCUUUCGGACGCAUCUAAAGGUGGAAAACUCAACAUGUCUGCAAAGCAAAGAAAAAUAGAAAAAGAAAAAGAAGAGGAGAAGAAAAACGUGAUCAAUUAGACUUCCACCUGAAUAUUUGGACAAAAUUCACAGUGCCAAAAAAAGGACUCUUGUACUCAUCAUUUUUGAUGUUCUGAAUGUGAUUAUGAACACAUUUGUGAUGUAAUAAUGAUGUUUAUCAUUGGCAACACAUCACACAGAGGGGCUACCUUCCAGUCAAACUUCUGUAAUCAGAGUGUUUUCCUUCAAGUGAUGUACAAAUAUUCCAAACACCAAAGUGUUUGACAGGAAUGUGCAAGGAAGACAUUUUCUUACUUAUAUUAUACUCUUCUGUCACAGGCUUCACGACAGUAUGCUGGUAGAUAUAUAAAUAUUUUGCCAAAACAUUUCUUUGGACCAUUUUACAUAUCAUCAGAUUGUAAUAGGUUAUGAAGGCAUGAUUUUAUAGAAACUGGCCAGUUGAUUUUAUAUUAUUAAUUUCAAAUUUCAAACUAUAGUAAUGUGUUCUUAAAGCCAUUUAUACAUUCUGUU